Molecule: messenger RNA, 1306 nt
Organism: Protomyces lactucae-debilis
Lineage: Eukaryota; Fungi; Ascomycota; Taphrinomycetes; Taphrinales; Protomycetaceae
Product: pyruvate dehydrogenase E1 component subunit alpha
Exons: 1
Coding region: 16-1257 (413 amino acids)
Biological process (GO): pyruvate decarboxylation to acetyl-CoA
Cellular component (GO): intracellular membrane-bounded organelle
Molecular function (GO): pyruvate dehydrogenase (acetyl-transferring) activity
Source: RefSeq, a predicted model, not a curated record
CAUCCACACUCAAGCAUGCUCAGGACAAGGCUCACUGCCCUGCGUGGCCUCGCAACCCGACAGCCCAUCCAUGCAACUCCCGCGAGACUGGCCGCGCGUACAGUGACGACGGAUGCUGCCAGUUCCGACCACAAACCGCAUGAGUCUACGGAAGACAGCGUGGCUGUCAAGUUGAAUGAAGAUUCCUUCGACAUGUAUGAGCUGGAUGCGCCCUCUCUCGACAUGCACGUCUCGAAAAAGGAGCUUCUCAAGAUGUACGAAGACAUGGUCACCGUUCGUCGAUUGGAAAUGGCGGCUGAUGCGCUAUACAAGGCAAAGAAGAUUCGUGGAUUCUGCCACUUGUCGACUGGGCAGGAGGCCAUUGCUGUGGGUAUGGAGAAGGCCAUUACACUGGAAGAUGCCAUCAUCACGGCUUAUCGCUGCCACGGAUUCACCUACAUGCGCGGUGGGUCCAUCAAGUCCAUCAUUGCAGAAUUGCUCGGCCGCAAGGAUGGUAUCUCCUACGGCAAGGGCGGAUCUAUGCACAUGUUUGCCAAAAACUUUUACGGAGGAAAUGGUAUUGUGGGUGCUCAGGUCCCCGUCGGUGCUGGUAUUGCCUUUGCCCAAAAAUACAGGGAGCAAAAGAAUGCCACAUUCACCUUGUAUGGUGAUGGUGCUUCCAACCAGGGACAAGUCUUUGAAGCGUACAACAUGGCAAAACUUUGGGGUCUGCCUGCCAUUUUUUGCUGCGAGAAUAACAAGUACGGUAUGGGAACCGCAGCGAACCGAUCUUCUGCAUUGACGGAUUACUACAAGCGCGGUCAGUACAUUCCUGGUAUUCGUGUGAAUGGCAUGGAUGUAUUGGCUGUGAAGCAGGCGUGUGCCUAUGCGAAGGAGUACACAUCAGAGGGUCGUCCGCUUGUUAUGGAAUUCGUCACAUACAGGUAUGGUGGUCACUCCAUGUCUGACCCCGGUACCACGUACAGGACUCGCGAGGAGAUUCAGCAGAUGCGAUCGACCAAUGAUCCAAUUGCAGGACUCAAGGCAAAGAUUCUGGAAUGGGGUGUGUGCGAGGAGCAGGAACUCAAGGAUCUUGACAAGUCUGCGCGUGCUCGGGUCGAUAAGGAGGUCAAAGAAGCUGAAGCAUCACCUGCACCCACGGCAGACCUCAAGACGCUGUUUGAGGAUGUGUAUGUGCGUGGAUCUGAGCCAGAGACCUUCCGUGGUCGCACUGUAGGUGAAGUCUUGAGCCGCAGUGAGUUGUCUGGACACAAGUAGAGCAGCAGAGUAGCAAUCGCUUGAUUUUUUGUCAUCUGAAGAGUGUCGC